UUGCUUACAAGAGCAAAUUCUGGAAAGCUAGAAGAGAGAAAGGAUUUAAAAUUGACUCAUAUCUACACGACGUGAUACACUCAAACCACAUAGGACACAAUGGAGCCGUCAGCCAGUCCGGCCAAGGAUAACUACAGGAUGAACCGCUACAAGAACAAAGCACUGAACCCAGAAGAGAUGAGGCGCAGGAGAGAGGAGGAGGGCAUCCAACUCAGGAAACAGAAACGAGAACAACAGCUUUUCAAGAGGAGGAAUGUGGACGUUCUCAAUGAAGAGGAAGCCAUGUUCGAGAGUCCACUGGUGGACUCCCACCUCAGCUCUGCAGUAACAGAAGGAGUCAUCACCAGAGACAUGGUGGAGAUGCUCUUUUCAGAGGACCCAGAGCUUCAGCUCACCACAACACAAAAAUUCAGAAAACUACUUUCCAAAGAGCCUAACCCACCAAUCGAUGAAGUUAUAAACACGCCUGGAGUUGUGGAGAGGUUUGUAGAGUUCCUGAAGAAAAGUGUCAACUGCACACUACAGUUUGAAGCAGCUUGGGCACUGACCAACAUAGCAUCAGGCACAUCCAUGCAGACAAAGACGGUGAUUGAGGCUGGAGCUGUGCCAAUCUUUAUAGAAUUACUUAACUCGGACUUUGAGGACGUCCAAGAACAGGCAGUGUGGGCCUUGGGUAACAUUGCGGGGGAUAGCGCAGUGUGCAGGGACUAUGUGCUGAACUGCAACAUCCUUCCACCACUAUUAAUGCUUCUGACCAAAUCCACUAGACUGACCAUGACUAGGAAUGCAGUGUGGGCUCUAUCUAAUCUCUGUAGAGGAAAAAACCCUCCACCUGCUUUUGAAAAGGUGUCACCCUGUCUGCCAGUACUCUCCAGGCUUUUAUUUAGCAGCGACCCAGACUUGCUGGCAGACGCCUGCUGGGCACUGUCCUACCUCUCAGACGGCCCCAACGACAAGAUCCAGGCUGUCAUCGACUCCGGCGUCUGCAGGCGCCUCGUAGAACUACUCAUGCACACAGACUAUAAAGUGGCCUCUCCUGCUUUGAGAGCUGUAGGAAACAUCGUCACUGGAGAUGACAUCCAGACACAGGUGGUGUUGAACUGCUCGGCCCUGCCCUGUCUGCUGCACCUUCUCAGCAGCGCUAAAGAGUCUAUCCGCAAAGAGGCCUGCUGGACCAUCUCAAACAUCACAGCAGGAAACCGAGCACAGAUACAGACGGUCAUUGAUGCCAACAUCUUCCCAGUGCUGAUCGACAUCCUGCAGAAAGCAGAGUUCAGGACCAGGAAAGAGGCGGCCUGGGCCAUCACCAACGCCACGUCCGGAGGAACACCAGAACAGAUCAGGUAUCUGGUGAAUCUGGGCUGCAUUAAGCCCCUGUGCGACCUGCUGACAGUGAUGGACUCUAAGAUAGUUCAGGUGGCUCUCAACGGGCUCGAGAACAUCUUGAGGCUGGGCGAGCAGGAAGCUAAGCAGGAGAACAACGGUACCGGAGUCAAUCCAUACUGCAGCCUCAUCGAAGAAGCCUAUGGUCUGGACAAGAUAGAGUUCCUCCAGAGUCACGACAACCAGGAGAUCUACCAGAAGGCCUUCGACCUGAUCGAGCACUACUUCGGGGUGGAGGAUGAGGACAACAGUCUAGCCCCCCAGGUGGACCAGGCCAACCAGCAGUUCCUUUUCCCCCAGCAGGAAGCCCCUAUGGAGGGCUUCCAGCUAUAAGGCAGCAACCCCCCUCCCACCCCACCACCACCUCUCUCUACUCUUAAAAAAAAAAAAAAAAAAAAAUACACCCAUUGAACCCCUCUCCAUACCUCACCAUCUCAUAGAGGGCCCCCUUAGAUGCUUGUGUCAUACCUCCACGCCCUCUUCCCUUUAUUGAUGAUCUGCCACUGUCCCGCCACAAACAAACAAACAAAUCCCCUCUCCCCCAACCCCCAUCCUUUGGAGGAAAACUAAAACUAUGUCCCGCUCUCCAAAAUAAAACACCCCUGUUUCCCCCCUCUCAAACCAGUGGACUGACUUCUUCGCAGGGCAGACUUCACAUGUCAGCUGGCGAAACAGGGGAGCGGCACACAAACUCCAUUAUGCUUAAAAGAGGACAUAAUCCAGCCAAAAGUGCGAGUCUGCCAUGACUUUAAAACGCACACACAGACAUCUUAAGUUCUCUCAUUAGCAGUAACGAUGGUUUGUUGGUUAUUAUCUUUAUAUAUAUACUUUGAUUUUUUUUCCCAAUGGGACAUUCCUAUUUUCAGGAUUACCCCACACAACCCCUCCCCUGCUCCCCAAUGCAAAAAGGCAACAGACCCCGGGGUGCAUGAGGUGAAAUAUGCCCAGCUCUUGAUGUCAGUCUGACUUAGUGCAAUUUAACAAAAUUACAUGUAACAUUUUCCCUUUUUUUUUUUUUUUUUUUUUAAAUUUUUUUUAUUUCCUCCCAAAACCCUUUAUUUAUCUGCUCCCUUUUUUUAAGUACUUGUGGGGGUUUUUCCUACCAUGGAAAGCACUUCGUUUGCAACCAAGAGUCUCUCUGAUCAUUUGGCUUAGGGCUGGUCUCUGCAUAUCUGCUGAAAAAACACAAAAAAAACCUCUGUACAGUGGCUUCAGAGGCGACAUGCCCACUCGCUGUCAAGGGCUUUCUGCUGGCCCCAAUUCUGACGCUGAAGCAAAGAAGUGUGAUUCUUUUUUUUUUCUUUUCU
Scomber scombrus (Atlantic mackerel) is the source of this 2690-nucleotide messenger RNA. RefSeq names its product karyopherin alpha 6 (importin alpha 7) (gene kpna6). Gene Ontology annotation, biological process: NLS-bearing protein import into nucleus. The transcript has 14 exons. Lineage: Eukaryota; Metazoa; Chordata; Actinopteri; Scombriformes; Scombridae. Gene Ontology annotation, molecular function: protein binding; nuclear import signal receptor activity. The record is from RefSeq and is a predicted model, not a curated record. Gene Ontology annotation, cellular component: cytoplasm; nucleoplasm; nucleus. Bases 100 to 1716 code for a protein of 538 amino acids.